This is a messenger RNA of Colletotrichum fioriniae, 969 nucleotides long. RefSeq lists its product as uncharacterized. The record is from RefSeq and is a predicted model, not a curated record. Gene Ontology annotation, molecular function: oxidoreductase activity, acting on paired donors, with incorporation or reduction of molecular oxygen; heme binding; iron ion binding. Lineage: Eukaryota; Fungi; Ascomycota; Sordariomycetes; Glomerellales; Glomerellaceae.
AUGGCCACUGCGACUGCCCUGUACGGAAAAGACAAUAUGUGGACCGCCGAGAUGCUUGACGACCUUUGGACAUUUGAGAAAGGUGUAGCGCUGUUGGCGAUGAAGGUUGCACCGAAUCUCGUUGCACCUAAAGCUAUCGCUGCCCGACAGAAGAUGAGUGACCUCAUCCGACCUUUCUACCAGGCACGAAAGGAUGAGAACUCAGAUGUGGCGAAGAUUCUUCAAGACCGAGCUAGGUAUCUACGCGAGCUGGGGAUGCCAUCUGAAGACCUCUCUCAGACUGAGUUUAUGAUUUUCGUUGCUGCGACGUUGAACACGGCAUCGAGUCUGUUCUGGACAUUUGCCGAAGUUUUCUCUAGGCCAGAGUACAUUGAGCGUAUCCGGCAGGAAGUUCUGCGGGUGGUCGUGGAAACCAAGAACGAGACGGGACGAAAUGUGACAAUUAACGCCAAAACCCUGGAAGCAGACUGUCCUUUUCUAGGCGCUUGCUUCCGCGAGGUUUUGAGGCUCCACAGUGCGCAAGUAGGAUAUCGACGUGUUAUGAAAGAUACGACACUGGAAGAUACGGAUGGCCGUCGAUAUCUGUUGAAGGAGGGCACCAAUAUGCAGUGGUCAGCCAGCGUCACGCAUUUCAUGCCGGAGAUUUGGGGCGAUGAUGCCGCCUCUUUCAAACCGGAGCGGUUCCUUGACGUUGAUCCCUGGGAUGAGAAACGGAGACGUGGGGCAUUGAUCCCGUUCGGCGGCGGCCGGUAUCUGUGCCCCGGCCGUCACUUUGCCCGAACGGAGACCCUCGGGUUUGUUAGCGCGUUGGCUCUUGGUUUCGACGUGGACGGCGUUAAGGUUCCUGCGGCGGAAGCUCCGCCUCUAGGUGGAGCUACGAGGCGACCUGCGGGUAAUCGAGCGGUCGGAAAUAUCAGAGUUUCGCGGCGAGAGGGUUGGGAAGACGUGACGUGGAGAUUCAUAUGUUAG